Messenger RNA from Brassica oleracea var. oleracea, 408 nucleotides. RefSeq names its product ethylene-responsive transcription factor 14. The record is from RefSeq and is a predicted model, not a curated record. The transcript has a single exon. The coding region runs from base 1 to 408 and encodes 135 amino acids. Gene Ontology annotation, biological process: regulation of DNA-templated transcription; ethylene-activated signaling pathway. NCBI's taxonomy places the organism in Eukaryota, Viridiplantae, Streptophyta, Magnoliopsida, Brassicales, Brassicaceae. Gene Ontology annotation, molecular function: DNA binding; DNA-binding transcription factor activity.
AUGGAUCAAGGGAGUCGUAGUGGUGGAGGAGGAGGAGGAGCCGAGCAAGGGAAGUUCCGGGGCGUAAGGAGACGGCCUUGGGGGAAAUAUGCAGCGGAAAUAAGAGAUUCAAGGAAGCACGGUGAGCGUGUGUGGCUAGGGACGUUUGAAACUGCAGAAGACGCGGCUCGAGCCUAUGACCGAGCAGCCUAUUCUAUGAGAGGCCAAGCCGCCAUUCUCAACUUCCCUCACGAGUAUAAUAUGGGAAGCGGAUCUUCAUCCAACUCUGCAGCUACUGCGGCAACCUCUUCCUCGUCGAGGCAAGUUUUUGAGUUUGAGUACUUGGACGACAGUGUUUUGGAUGAACUUCUCGAAUAUGGAGAGAACUAUAACAAGAUUAAUAAUAUUAACAUGGGUAACAGGCAAUAA